Phycomyces blakesleeanus NRRL 1555(-) is the source of this 993-nucleotide messenger RNA. RefSeq lists its product as hypothetical. Gene Ontology annotation, molecular function: hydrolase activity, acting on acid anhydrides, in phosphorus-containing anhydrides. The record is from RefSeq and is a predicted model, not a curated record. The transcript is spliced from 5 exons. NCBI's taxonomy places the organism in Eukaryota, Fungi, Mucoromycota, Mucoromycetes, Mucorales, Phycomycetaceae. Gene Ontology annotation, cellular component: mitochondrion. The coding region runs from base 1 to 993 and encodes 330 amino acids.
AUGUCUCAAAGUACUCUCGCCAUCAGACCUUCAGCAUCACUCAUCGUUGCUGCUCCAAUUCCCACGAAGAAUGUACUCGACAAGGACGAUUACGAUUUCCGAGUUCUGAUGUUGAAACGUAAUGGGAAGAGUAACUUUGUACAUGCUCAUGUGUUUCCUGGUGGAAUUGUUGAUUCGUUUGAUCAUUUCUCACAUUGGAAGUCCAUUCUUUCUGUUUCUGGCCAAACUCAAGAAGAACUUGAAGAAGCACAGAAUACAUUGACCAGCAAAAUUUGUGCAAUUCGUGAAACAUUUGAAGAAUCAGGAUUACUACUCACCAAUCCACCCGCUCACACGGUUUCUGGGUUUUUGACCGACGAAUGGAGAAAUGUGGUUCACAAGGAUCCUUCGCAAUUCAAAGUGAUGUGUGAAAAAUACAAAAUUGAGCCAGCCGUUGACAAGCUCACACCAUUUUCCAACUGGAUUACUCCAACUAUCGAAAAAAGACGCUACAAUACCCAAUUUUACCUGACUGUCCUUGGCCAGACGAUUGAAGAAGAACACAAGGAAAUUGUAGAAGUAUCUGCAGAUGGGCAAGAAACCGUUCAGCUUGACUGGUUCAAACCUCAACAAGUCAUCGAAAACUGGAAAAACGAAACAGUCAAGCUGUUCCCUCCCCAAUACUACACCAUGGUUGAAUUGGCAAAGGUCCUUCAUCACAAAGAUCUACUCGAGAAUGCAGGCAUCAAUGUAUUCAGAACAAAGUCUGGCCAACCUAUUGAAUUACUCCCUCAAGGAAACCAAACCGACCCAAACGAUAUCUUGGCUCCAAAGGGCUCCAAAGUAUUCUUGUCUUUACCUGGUGAUCAUGAAUACAAAGCUACAGAUACAGAUACAAAUUCUGAUGGUCCCAAAGUAAAAACUGGAAAUUUACAUCGAAUUUAUAUUGAGGGGCCCAUGGCUAGCUUUAAGAUUGUGAGAAAUCUUGACUUUGACACAAAAGCAAAGUUGUAA